Molecule: messenger RNA, 1871 nt
Organism: Aplysia californica (California sea hare)
Lineage: Eukaryota; Metazoa; Mollusca; Gastropoda; Aplysiida; Aplysiidae
Exons: 2
Coding region: 14-1675 (553 amino acids)
Cellular component (GO): nucleus
Molecular function (GO): DNA binding
Source: RefSeq, a predicted model, not a curated record
GGAGAGGAAAGCCAUGGUCCUUGGCGAGCAACGAGCCCAGGUAACAGAAAGGAAAAUUCGAGGGUGGUUUGACCACACAAAGAAAGUCCUCCUCGACGAUGGCAUCAAUGUGGAAGAAAUUCCACCAGAAAACAUCUUCAAUUUUAAUGAAACAGGCUUUCCAUUCUUCAUUGGGGGGUGUACGAUCAUUUCGGACAUUCAGUCCAAGCACCCAUACCAGCAUGGUUCAGACUCCAAGAAACAGGUCACCGUGCUGGGAUGCAUCUCUGCUUCUGGGAAAGUCCUAAAGCCCACCAUCAUCUUCCCAGGGGCAAGGUGGAACUGGCAUCCAUGGGAGGAGUUUGAUGUAGACUACGCGCUGACACCCAACGGCUGGAUAAACAGCAGCACAUUUAUGAAAUGGCUGCAGUACACUUUUUUUCCUGCAGUAGACCACCUCCAGCGACCCGUGGUACUAUUCAUCGAUGGACAUUCAAGUCACAUCAGCAGAGAUGUCUAUAAUUUUUGCCAGACACACCAUAUUACUAUCUAUGUCUUGCCAUCCCACUCAUCCCACAUCAUCCAGCCUCUGGAUCUGGUCUUUUAUGGGUCCCUGAAACAGGAGUGGAAACUCGCCGUGAGGGACUACAAAGCCAUUUCCAGAUUUGCACAAGUCACUAAGCAAACAUUUACAACUGUGUUCGCUGAUGCCUGGAAGAGAGCGUACAGUCCAGAAAAAGUAGUGAAUGCAUUCAGGACAUCGGGCUUGUGUCCAUGGAAUCCCGAUGCACCCGACUAUAGCAAAUGCGAAGCAAGUGCUCUUUACGCAAGUGAAACGAUGCCAUCUGCUGACACCAUCAUUGAGGCCACCAGCCAAGAAGACCCUGAUCGAGUUUGCUCACCCCCUGUCACUCCAUCAUCGCCAGAUCUCGGAACAGAUGCUCUACCCCCUGCCGCUCCAUCAUCGCCAGAUCUUGGAACAGAUGUUCUACCCCCUGCCGCUCCAUCAUCGCCAGAUCUUGGAACAGAUGUUCUACCCCCUGCCGCUCCAUCAUCGCCAGAUCUAGGAACAGAUGUUCUACCCCCUGCCACUCCAUCAUCGCCAGAUCUAGGAACAGAUGUUCUACCCCCUGCCGCUCCAUCAUCGCCAGAUCUAGGAACAGAUGUUCUACCCCCUGCCGCUCCAUCAUCGCCAGAUCUAGGAACAGAUGUUCUACCCCCUGCCACUCCAUCAUCGCCAGAUCUAGGAACAGAUGUUCUAUCCCCUGCCACUCCAUCAUCGCCAGAUCUAGGAACAGAUGUUCUACGCCCUGCCGCUCCAUCAUCGCCAGAUCUAGGAACAGAUGUUCUACGCCCUGCUGCUCCAUCAUCGCCAAAUCUUGGAACAGAUGUACUCCUACCCCCUGCAACUCCUUCAUCAUCACAUGUUGGAACAGAUGUUCUCCUACCCCCUGCAACUCCUUCAUCAGCAGGUGUUAGCACAGAAGUUUCCGCCUCAACAGCCGGAUCGUCAGUGACACCAACUCGACCAGCAAGCAUCAGGGAUGAGUCAAAUGUUGCAUUCCACCUCUAUCCCAACUCAUUGACCAUAUCCUCGCUAGCGGCUGGACAUCUGUGGAUAUGUCCAAUAUCCGUCGCCGCCAAUUUGCAAAUAUUUCAGCUACAGCGUCUGAGCCGGAGUACGGCAGAUACCUAGAGCUAUGGAACAAAGUCGUCCCUCCGUGCACUUUCGACAACCUCCCCAUACCCACUUCCUCUCAACGGAAGUCCACGAAAGCCCCACGUAUUCAGCCCCCUUCGUAUGUCUCGCACAUAUCGUUCAAAGAGUUUUACGACAAGAAAGAAAAGGAUGAGGCUGCAAAGAAGAAGGCGCAGGAGGAGAGAAAAGCAGA